This is a messenger RNA of Aspergillus chevalieri, 444 nucleotides long. RefSeq lists its product as uncharacterized. The transcript has 2 exons. NCBI's taxonomy places the organism in Eukaryota, Fungi, Ascomycota, Eurotiomycetes, Eurotiales, Aspergillaceae. The record is from RefSeq and is a predicted model, not a curated record. The coding region runs from base 1 to 444 and encodes 147 amino acids.
AUGAAGGCCUCCCGACCCAUUUCUCACGACCGCCAUCCGGCAAUCCUCAUCCUGCGCGUCGCCACCAUCUUCGCUUCGAUUGUGUGCGUCGUUGCUUUUGCAUGGAUGUUCAGAGCACACGAUGAGGUAUACACGGACAGCGUGGGCAGCUUUCUCACCCUCUUUCCGUUGAUCUUUACAGCAUACGCCCUCUUCUGGUCCCUCCUCAUCCUCCUCAUCCGCAUCUUCAGUAGCGCCAUUAUACACCCUGCAAUCUACAUUACAUUCGAUCUAAUCGCCUUCGGCACGGUCCUGGGAUGGUGCAUUACGAAGCUGGAGUUUGUGGCAAGUUAUGGAUCACGGUAUUCGUGUAAUCACGGACCGCCAGGAUCGUGUGAUACUGUUGCGAGGGCGUUGAAGGGGGUGGAGUAUUUUGGGUGUGUGGUUGGAAUUUUGGACUCGUAG